Molecule: messenger RNA, 1515 nt
Organism: Aspergillus glaucus CBS 516.65
Lineage: Eukaryota; Fungi; Ascomycota; Eurotiomycetes; Eurotiales; Aspergillaceae
Exons: 2
Coding region: 1-1515 (504 amino acids)
Source: RefSeq, a predicted model, not a curated record
AUGGGUACCACCACGUCGCACCGACUUCAACAAGUUUACGUCCCACGCAACGGCAAGAGCUACGAAUCAAUCGCAUCUUUCGACGUGGAGAAUGCUAUAUUUGCGCGAGACCACAAGACUGCUAGGUCCAGUCUUGAGCGCCUGUGUAGAGCCGAAAAAUGGGGCAAAAACUCUCAUGCUGCCUACUGUCCAUUGCCAAUUCUCGUCACCCGCCAGCAUGAAAAACAGCUUUCUGAUCUCCAUGAAGCGUUGGUCUUGGCCAUCGUUGAUAUUGUCCAGCGUUGGUGGCAGGAUCCUAUCGCGCGUUUCCCCGAGCGCAUGCCAUUGGAGCCAAAGGAAGAAGACCUCCUGCGAUGGAUAGACAGUCAGGAUUCUGGAAUCCUUGCUCCUUUCCGGGAUCGCCUAGGCUCAUGGCGACCGGACUUCCUUCUUGAACAGGAGAGCAGCGAAGGAACCUCCACCACCGUGGAUGGCGUCCGAGUCAGCGAAAUCAACGCACGAUUUUCAUUUAACGGUUUUAUGUUUGCUGCACACGGAUCCCAGACGUUACGAGAUAUCGGUGUUGCUAAUGAGAAUAACGGCCUGGUGUGCGCCACCGAUCCGGACAAGGUCCUAGGAGGACUAUUGCGCCUUUUCCGGCAUGAUCAUCCUCUGUAUCUUCUCAAAGACGAAGAGCCCGGUAUGGAUAUUCACAUGCUUGUCGAAUACCUCCAGCAGAAUCUGGGAAUCACCCCUCGUUUUAUUACGCCCACAGAUCUACGGCUAUUACCCGAUGCAGAGCGCGAGGGAGAGUAUAAAUUGUGCUGCGUAGUAAAGGCCAUCGAUAAUUCGGCUUCGCAAACCUCAGCGCUGACCAACAGUAUCGGAGAGCGUCUGCAGGAGAUACAUCAGGUAGGCUUGGAGCUUCAUCAGCGGGAGCUGCUGGCACUGGAGCCAGAGAUGCUACGCCAGCUCAGCCUUCGAUGUUUCAACGAUAUGCGGACCAUCUUGCUGGUCCAUGAUAAACGGAUGCUUGGUAUUGUUAAGCAGGAACUCGGGCCUUUGACUGAGCGAGGGGUAUUGACUCCAGCCCAAGCGGAAACUCUGGAUAAGGGAAUUGCGGACACAAUCCUCCCGGGAUCAACGGAACUAGGUCGGUUGCUCCGAUCGUCCAGAGAAUGCCCUGGCCUCAAAGCCAAAUACGUCCUGAAACCAAUACGAAGCGGCAAGGGAAAUGGAAUUGUCUUUGGCGAAGAUCUCACCUCGGCCGCGUGGGUGUCUGAGUUGGAGAACUUGCGAUGUCCGGAACCGGAACCCAGGAAACGCCUCUACGUCGUUCAGCGGAAAAUCAAGCAGUUGCUGUAUGAUGUCGUGUUGAGAGAAUCAGGAGAGAAAGUGAAGUACCCGCUCAUUGGGACAUACCACUCAGCUGCCGGUGAGUAUCUAGGUCUAGGCGUGUGGCGUAGUAGCGCAGACCGAAUCUGCGCCAUCAGCCAUGGGGGUGCAUGGAUGUCUACUGUCAUCAAAGAUGAAUGA